Messenger RNA from Hibiscus syriacus, 1395 nucleotides. RefSeq lists its product as uncharacterized. The record is from RefSeq and is a predicted model, not a curated record. The transcript is spliced from 2 exons. Gene Ontology annotation, molecular function: phosphatidic acid binding. Bases 79 to 1242 code for a protein of 387 amino acids. NCBI's taxonomy places the organism in Eukaryota, Viridiplantae, Streptophyta, Magnoliopsida, Malvales, Malvaceae.
GCAUCGCAUCGCAUCAGAGCGCUCACAUUUCCCCCAUUUUCAGCAGAAACUUAGCUCCUUUCGACAAUCAAGCCAAAGAUGCCGUACUACUCAAGGGGCGGUGAUGAUGACGUCGACGAGUUCGACGAGUUCGAUCCGACGCCUUACGAUGGCGGAUACAAGAUCGAAUUGACCUACGGUCGCCCCUUGGAACCAUCCGAUGAGACUUGCUACACUUCAGCCACACCAUCCGAUGGCGACUUUGAUUACCGCCGUCCCGAUUUCUCUUCCGGUGCCGAGCACCUUGCUUAUGCCGACGAAGCUCUCCAAACUGAAUACAGUAGCUAUGCCAGACCCAAGCCCCGACCUGGCCGUUUCGAACCUGCUCCUGCUUAUGGUUCUGGAUCUGAUCAGUAUGGAGCCCAGCAUGAAUCUGGUUAUGGAAGAAAGCCUGAAUAUGAGCAAUCCGAAUCUGGUUAUGUACGAAAGCCGGAGUACGAACGACCCGGAUCUGGAUUCGAAUCUGGUUAUGGUCGAAAACCUGAACUCGAGCAGCCUACUUCUGAGUAUGGUUCUGGGUAUGGCCGGAAGCCUGCAUAUGAGCAUUCACAUCAAUCGGAUUAUGGAUCCGGUUAUGGACGGAGACCCGAAUUCGAGCAGCCUCCACCUCCUGAAUUUGGAUCUGGGUAUGGUGGAAGACUUGAGUAUGGGGAACAAGGAUCUGAAUACGGAUCCGGAUAUGAAAGGAAAACCGACUCUGGGGAGCAAGGAUCCGAAUACGAAUCCGGAUAUGACAGGAAACCCAAGUAUGGGGAACAAGGAUCCGACUACGGAUCCGGAUAUGGCAGGAAACCCGAGUAUGGGGAAUCCGAAUCUGGAUACGGAUCUGGGUAUGGCCGAAAGGCUGAGUUCGAAGGUGGUGGAUCUGAAUAUGGGUCCGGAUAUGGACGGGGGAGCGAAACUGAGGCCGAGUAUGGAUCUGGUUAUGGAGGUAGGGCAGAGACCGAAUACGGGUCAGGAUAUGAGAGGAAACCGAGUUAUGGGAGAUCAGAGGAAGAGGGGGAAGGGUAUAGGAAACCGAGUUAUGCGAGGAAACAUGCUGAUGACUCGGACGAUGAAAAGAAGAAGGGGUAUGGUUAUGGCGAUGAAGAAGGCUAUGGCCGCAAGAAAUAUGGUGGCGAAAACAGUGAUGAUGAUGAAGAGAAGCAUCAUCACCGCUAUCAGCACCAUCACCAUAAGCGCCAGGACGAUUAUGACAAGUAAUCGUACUGGUGGUUCCCUCUACAAAUGGAGUUCAUGCCAUAGUAGCUACCUCCUUAUCGGUGUCUAGUUGUUUGUGUGCUUUGUGUCUGUUCGAUUGUCAAUCAAUAAAAUGCCAAACAUUGGGCCACUGCCGUUAUGCUUGAUGGUUAUGAA